AGAGCUCUUUUGGUUUUCCUCUGAAUUUAUUUGUACGUUUACUUAUUUAUUUUUACUGAAUAAUUCAGAAAAAGAGAAAUGUUGACGGAGAAACUUAUCCCGGAGAAGCUUCCAUCGUCGUCGGCGAUGUCAUCGAGUCACUCGCUCCGGUGCCACGGGGAAACGACGACGAGAAUGUUUGAAGAGUUGCCGACGGCGACAAUUGUCUCGUUGUCGAGACCGGACGCAGGGGAAAUUAGCCCAUUGCUUUUAUCAUACACCAUUGAAGUCCAAUACAAACAGUUUAAGUGGUCACUAUUGAAGAAGGCCUCAGAAGUUUUUUAUCUACACUUUGCACUGAAGAAGCGUGCCAUUAUUGAAGAGUUUCAUGAGAAGCAAGAGCAGGUUAAGGAAUGGCUUCAAUACUUUGGAAUUGGAGAUCAUACAGCUGUAAUGCAUGAUGAUGAUGAAGCUGAUGACGGAGCUGUGCCUAUGUUCUCCAAUGAAAGUGUUAAAAACAGAAAUGUUCCAUCCAGAGCUGCUUUGUCAAUCAUUCGUCCUGCAUUGAGCAGACAGCAGACUGUCUCAGAAAAAGCAAAAGUUGCAAUGCAAGGCUAUCUAGACCAUUUUUUCGGUAACUUGGACAUUGUCAAUACUAGAGAGGUUUGCAAGUUUUUGGAAGUUUCUAAAUUAUCAUUUUCACAAGAAUUUGGUCCUAAGCUAAGAGAAGAUUAUGUAAUGGUUAAGCAUUUGUCAAGGACGCCAAAGGAGGAAGCAUAUGCAAGGUGUUGCUUGUGUCAUUGGACUGGCUGUUGUAAUAGCAAGUGGCAGAAGGUUUGGGCUGUCUUAAAGCCUGGAUUCUUGGCUUUGCUGAAGGAUCCCUUUGACACGAGCCCAUUGGAUAUAGUUGUCUUUGAUGUACUUCCAGCUUCAAGCUUAGAUGGAAAGGAUGGAUCAUGUUUGGCUGAAGAGAUAAAGAAACGAAACCCAUUGCAUUACACGUUUAAGGUUUCCUGUGGAAGUCGUAGAGUUGACUUAAGAAGCACGAGUUAUGCUAAAGUCAGAAAUUGGGUUUCAGCAAUAAAUAAUGCUGGUCUUAGUCCUCCUGAAGGUUGGUGCCAUUAUCACCGUUUUGAUUCGUUUGCUCCUCAAAGGGGCUUGACUGAGGAUGGGACUCAAGCUCAAUGGUUUAUAGAUGGAAAAGCUGCAUUUGAAGCAAUUGCUUCAUCCAUAGAGAAAGCAAAAUCCGAGAUAUAUAUUACUGGAUGGUGGCUUUGCCCUGAACUGUACUUAAGACGUCCCUUCCACGAACACUGCUCUUCUCGCCUUGACAAGCUGCUUGAAGUCAAAGCAAAGGAAGGGGUUCAGAUUUACAUUCUUCUCUACAAGGAGGUUUCUGUAGCUUUAAAAAUUAACAGCUCGUAUAGUAAAAGGAAGCUUCUUAGCAUCCAUGAGAAUAUCAAAGUUCUCCGCUACCCUAACCGUUUUCCAACUGGUGUUUACUUAUGGUCACACCAUGAAAAGCUGGUUAUUGUAGAUCACUAUAUUUGUUUUCUUGGAGGACUGGAUUUAUGCUUUGGGCGUUAUGAUACGAAUGAACAUAAAGUGGGAGACUACCCCCCUUUUGUAUGGCCUGGAAAGGACUACUACAAUCCCAGGGAAUCUGAACCAAAUUCUUGGGAAGACACCAUGAAAGACGAGCUUGAGAGAAGAAAGUACCCUCGAAUGCCUUGGCAUGAUGUCCAUUGUGCUCUAUGGGGACCACCAUGUCGAGAUGUAGCCAGGCACUUUGUUCAGCGUUGGAACCAUGCUAAGAGGAACACAGCUCCAGAUGAACAACAAAUACCACUUCUUAUGCCUCAGCAGCAUAUGGUUCUUCCACAUUACAUGGGAAGGAGUGAGGAGAUAGAGAUAAAAGAUAAGGCUACUCCAGUGAAUAAUAAUUACUUAGACAGACAGGAUUCAUUUUCUUCACAGUCCCCUUUAGAAGAUGUCCCAUUGCUAUUGCCCCAGGAAGCUAAUGGCCCUGACUUUUCCAGCUUAGAUGACAGAUUAAGUGUGCCAGCUUCCGAUCAAUACCAACCGAAUCAGCAUGAGGCCAAAGAAGAAAAGGAUGAAGCUGGAGCAUCUGACUUGGAAAAUUCAGAUGACUGGUGGGAAAGACAAGAGCGAGUUUGUCAGGUUGUUUCACCUGAUGAAGCAACUCAAGUGGGUCCUCGUACUACAUGUUACUGUCAGAUCAUUAGAAGCGUAAGCAAUUGGUCUGCUGGAAUAAGUAGAACUGAAGACAGCAUUCACAGAGCUUAUUGUUCUAUGAUAGAGAAGGCGGAACACUUCAUUUACAUAGAGAAUCAGUUUUUCAUAUCAGGUCUUUCGGGUGAUGAUACCAUUCAGAACCGUGUAUUGGAUGCUCUGUACAAGCGUAUACUCCAAGCACACAAAGAACGUCAGUGUUUCAGGGUUAUAGUUGUUAUUCCUCUCUUACCGGGCUUCCAGGGAGGUCUGGAUGAUGGUGGUGCUGCAACCGUACGAGCCAUCAUUCAUUGGCAGUAUCGAACAAUUUCCAGACCAAAAAACUCGAUAUUAGACAACCUUUAUUCUUUGCUGGGUGAUGAAACAGAUAACUAUUUAUCUUUUUAUGGUUUAAGGAACCAUGGCAAGCUUUCUGAUGGUGGUCCAGUGGUCACAAGUCAGGUGUAUGUCCACAGUAAAUUGAUGAUUAUAGAUGAUUGCAUAGCCCUGAUUGGAUCAGCAAACAUUAAUGACAGAAGUCUACUUGGGUCAAGAGACUCUGAGAUUGGCAUGCUCAUUGAAGAUAAAACUUUAGUGGAAUCAUCAAUGAAUGGGAACUCAUGGAAGGCGGGAGAAUUUUCUUUCAACCUACGGAUCUCUUUGUGGGCGGAGCAUCUAGGCCUGUGCUCUGGGGAGAUUGAUAAAAUCAGAGAUCCGAUAAUUGACAGUACAUACAAGGAUUUGUGGAUGGCAACUGCAAGGUCAAAUGCCAGGAUCUACCAAGAUGUAUUCGCUUGCAUCCCAAAUGACGUUAUCCACUCAAGGUCUGCUUUUAGACAAGCUAUGAGUAACUCAAGGGAGAAAGUUGGGCAUACUACCAUAGAUUUAGGAGUAGCCCCUGAGAAGGUAGAACAUUUUGAGAAUGGGGAAGUAAUUCUUAUGGAUCCAACUAGAAAGUUGGAGUCAGUAAGAGGAUUUCUGGUUUCCUUUCCCUUGGAGUUCAUGUGUCAAGAAAAAGAUUUGAGACCAAUGUUUAUUGAGAGCGAGUUUUAUACAUCCCCUCAGGUCUUUUAUUGAGAUAGCAUCAUAAAAGAAGAAAAACGCACUGUACAGGAAGUGUAUAUAAUGCAGAAAUGAGGAUAGUUAGAUGUGUGAUUUUGUUGAUUAUGAUUUUUUUUUCAUUUUGAUAUUAUUUGUCUACAUAUGUAACAUCAAUAGCAACAUUGUAAAUCAUUCUUUGAAACUUUUAAAUAAAUAUUCGAUGUGAAAUCAAGGUUAAAAAUCA
Messenger RNA from Coffea arabica (coffee), 3496 nucleotides. RefSeq names its product phospholipase D zeta 1. NCBI's taxonomy places the organism in Eukaryota, Viridiplantae, Streptophyta, Magnoliopsida, Gentianales, Rubiaceae. Gene Ontology annotation, cellular component: plasma membrane. Gene Ontology annotation, biological process: intracellular signal transduction; phosphatidic acid biosynthetic process; phospholipid catabolic process. Gene Ontology annotation, molecular function: D-type glycerophospholipase activity. The record is from RefSeq and is a predicted model, not a curated record.